Linum trigynum is the source of this 2591-nucleotide messenger RNA. The record is from the annotation of a GenBank genome assembly. Lineage: Eukaryota; Viridiplantae; Streptophyta; Magnoliopsida; Malpighiales; Linaceae.
UUAAAAAAAAAGUACACUCCUCGCGUCGGCCGGAAUCCGAAGAGUCCACUCCACUGCACUCUCAACAAAGUCUUUAAAUACCAGAGUUAUUCAUAAUCAUCAUCGGCCCAUUCAGCCUCCCACGAUUUCAGUUCCCCUUCGCUCUUCCUUCCCUCGAUUUCCAAUCCACCAUCGCCGCCGCCAGCCAUGUCAACGUGCGAGGCCAACGGCACUACUGAACCCUCCCCUGCCACCGCCGAAGGCAAGACCAUCACGCUCAAGUCCGGCGAUGGCGAGAUGUUCCAAGUCGAGGAAGCCGUCGCCAUGGAGCUAGCCACCGUGAAGAACUUCUUCGACGACGGCACCAUCGACUCCGGCAACGCCGCUGCCGUCAUCCCGCUCCCCAACGUCUCCGCGCAGCCUCUGUCGAGGAUCAUCGUCUACUGCAGGAAGCAGGUGGAAUUCCGCGGGAGCGCUGCGGCUGAAAGCGAGAAGAGGAGCUUCAGCGACGAGUUCGUGAAAAAGCUGGAACUCGGUGAGGUGAGGGACCUGGUCCUGGCCGCGAAUUACCUCAACAUCCCAUACCUGCUCGACGUGCUGAACCAGAACAUCGCGGAUCGCAUCCAGAACAAGAGCGUUGAGUUCGUCAGGAAGUUCUUCGGGAUCGAGAACGAUUUCACCCUGGAGGAGGAGCAGGCCAUCCGCGAUCAGAACGCUUGGGCCUUCGAAGGUGUGGACGAAGACUGAAUCGAGAAUUAGGGUUUAGGGAUCGAACGUAGCUCUCUCUCUGCUCUGCCGUUUCCGGCUUUUUGUUAGGGUUUGGGAAACUGAAUCAACUAUCGGGAUUUGAUUCUAAUUUUGCCAGUUAGCAACUCUGUAGUUUAAUUUCUUGCUUGCGAAUUCCCAAUUAAAUUUCCUUCUCCCCCUUUGCUUGAAUGGACAUGAUAAAAAAUAACAGCUCGCUUGCUCACAAUUCGAUCCAUGGUAACUCACUCUUUAAGCAUCAGUCUGCUGUUGGAUUGGAGCCUGCAAUUCCCUUAUUUGGCGGCCAUUGCAGCAGCUUGUUGCUUGGUAAAGAGCAGUGGCAUGUUGAUGCUUGAUGUCUGUUCAUUAGACCAUUACCUAACCAGCUGGCUUACUGCUCUGCCAGCUUGAAUGAAAUCCUUUGUCUUGAAUGGUUGCAGUGAAGGGCUGAUCAUGAAAUGCACUACUCUACCAUCGUAAACAAGAAUAAACCUUUUUAGCAGCUUCUUCAUGGUUAAAGAAUGAGACUUUACCUUCGAAACAAGACGAGUUUAAUACCCACCAUACCUUUGUGCAUCUCACUCUAUUAUCACAAGCAAGAAUAAAUCUCCUACCUCCUCAACCGCAGGAUCAAGUACAGGAGUCUUGUGUGGUUUUUGGUUCUGGCACUCCAGAGAUGUUCAUGUUGAUAAUUUUGUCAUGUUUCUUGUGUGAAUCCUGGUAUAGGACCUCAGUAAGUAUGUAGUCCUAGGCUGCUAUUUUGACUCCAUUAGUACCUAGUCAGUUGGAAGAAGCAUCUUGAAUUUGAUUCAAGGGUUUCACGAAGCUGGGAUUGACUAAUUGAUGAUAAAGCAAAUGGUUGGAAGUCCUAAUGUGUGGCCAAUCCCAUUGGUUGAUCACGAAUAGAUGCUCGAGGUAACUGUAUUAUUGUUAUGUUCAUCUUUCUCUCCGUAGUACCUGCUUCUAACUGCUGAUUCCCAUUUAAAUAUAAAGGUGCAGGAGAAGGCGGCAUUCAUCUUCAGUGUUGAAGACAUAGCUCUCUUCUGCAAAGAUUGCGACGAACUGAUCCAUUCUGUAGGUAGUCCUUCCGCGAACCAUCAGAGGUUUCUACCUCUGGGGAAGAACUCAUUGAAGGUAACUGAAAGACCAUGGCUUUGUGGGAACGGCUACGGUGCUAAUUGUACAAUAGUUAGCACCGUCCUAACCAAGGGAAAAACUACUACUAGUUUGAAUUAGUAGUGAUUUAGCUUAGAUGUUGUAUUGAUUUUAUAAUAAUCCGUAGUGAUUUCGUUAUUUUUAGUAGCGUUAUAUUGAUUUUAUAAUAAUUCGUAGUGAUUUCGUUAUUUUUAGUAGCGUUUUUUGCUAGUUAUCACGGUGCUAACCUCUAUAAGGGGUUAGCACCUAAUCCCAUUCCUGGCUUUGUUCGUUUGCUCGUAGCUUGUGAAAUGACGCAUCGUUGUGAUGCUUUGUGUAUGUGGGAAAGAAACAUAGCGAUUUAGCUGAACUGCUUAAUGGACUUAUCAUCCGUGGAUAAUAGGAUCAAUAGACAUUUUUAUUGGUGGAGAAUAGCCUCGGUCCGAUCUCGUGAUCUGUAACAUCCAAAAUCGAAAAAAUGGCAUUUCGGUAAAAUCGCUUCAAAUCUGUGAUGGUACCCUUUUGGAAUCUGCCAAAAAUUGACCCGGAAUAAAUCCGCCCAAAUCGGUGCUUAAUGGACUUAAUCAUCGUUGAAGAAUAGCCUCAGGUCAAAUCCGUGAUCUGUAGCCUUCAAAAUCCAAAGAAAAUGUCCUUUCGUCGCCCAAAAAAUUACGAAAAUGUCAUCCAAAAAUAAAUUGACCAAAAUCAGUCCUUAAUAGACUUAUCAUCCGCGG